AUGAAGUUUGGAAGGGUGCAGUUGCUCCUGAUUGUGGCAGUUCUGUCCUUCCUUCUGAUCCAAUUUCACUUCCUACCCAGCAGCAACAAUGCCCCGAUGGAAGAAAAACCUUCCCCAGUCCACAUCCUCAUUCUCUCCUCCUGGCGGUCAGGAUCUUCCUUCACUGGACAGAUCUUCAGCCAGCACCCCAGUGUCUUCUACCUGAUGGAACCUGCAUGGCAUGUGUGGGUUAAGAUGUACCAGAACAGCGCCGAAGUCUUACACAUGGCAGUGCGGGACCUAGUCAGGUCGGUCUUUCUGUGUGACAUGUCUGUAUUUGAUGCUUACAUGUCUAGCCAGAAAAAAAAGUCUGAUUUAUUUCAGUGGGAGACAAGCCGAGCUUUGUGCUCCCCCCCUGCUUGUGACUCUUUCAGUCGCAGUGACAUCAUCACUGCAAGCAAUUGCAAAACAAUCUGUGGCAAGUACCCAUUCAGCAAGGUGGAGGAAGCUUGUAAAACCUACAGCCACGUUGCCAUCAAGGAGGUUCGGUUCUUUGACCUGAAAGUUCUCUACCCUCUUCUCACUGAUCCAUCCCUGAACCUCAAAAUCAUUCACUUGGUACGGGAUCCUCGGGCUGUGUUCAGGUCCCGAGAGAAUACAAUGGCAAACCUGAAACGUGACACUAGCAUCGUUGUGGGGUCCCAGGGGACAAAAGGAGAAACGGUGCCCUACAACACAAUGCAAGUAAUCUGCAAAAGCCACGUUGAGAUUUACAAGGCAGGCAGUCAGGCCAUUCCCAGCUUCCUGAAAGACCGUUACCUGCUGGUUCGCUAUGAAGACAUUGUCAGAGACCCACUAGCAAGGGCUGCUCAGAUGUACAGGUUUGCAGAACUCCAUUUCACACCAGAACUUCAGAAAUGGGUGCACAACAUCACCCAUGGGAAGGGGCAAGGAGCACAAGCCUUUGAUAUUGGGUCCAGAGAUGCACUGAGAGUAUCCCAAGCCUGGAGGAAGACCCUCCCCUUCCAGAAAAUAGAAAAAGUGCAAAAUGUGUGCAAGGAUGCAAUGGACUUGCUGGGCUACCGGCUCAUUCAGUCUGAAGAAGAGCAAAAAAAUAUGUCACUGGAUCUUUUGUUUGCCCAGAACUCCUCUGAGUAA
Molecule: messenger RNA, 1137 nt
Organism: Tauraco erythrolophus (red-crested turaco)
Lineage: Eukaryota; Metazoa; Chordata; Aves; Musophagiformes; Musophagidae
Source: RefSeq, a predicted model, not a curated record